Molecule: messenger RNA, 2049 nt
Organism: Vicia villosa (hairy vetch)
Lineage: Eukaryota; Viridiplantae; Streptophyta; Magnoliopsida; Fabales; Fabaceae
Exons: 14
Coding region: 115-1368 (417 amino acids)
Biological process (GO): endocytosis; peptidyl-serine phosphorylation; signal transduction
Cellular component (GO): cytoplasm; nucleus
Molecular function (GO): ATP binding; protein serine/threonine kinase activity
Source: RefSeq, a predicted model, not a curated record
ACUGAAGCAACAAACUCAGAAAGCAAAACCCGAUUUUUUUUUUGCUUUCUCUCUAUCUCCGUAAAAACAUCAUCGUAUUUUCCAUUGUCAUUGUCGUUUCAUUGCUCGGUUUUCAUGGAAAAGGUUGUCGGAGGAAAGUAUAAAAUUGGUCGCAAAAUUGGGAGUGGAUCAUUCGGUGAAAUUUAUAUUGGGGCACAUAUUGUGACUUCUGAGCUUGUGGCCAUUAAGAAGGAGAACAAGAAAACCAAACAACCACAGCUACUGUAUGAGGCAAAGUUGUAUAAUAUUCUUAAAGGAGGAAGUGGUAUUCCAAGAAUGAAAUGGUUUGGUGCUGAUGGAGACUAUAAUGUUCUUGUUCUUGAACUUAUGGGACCGAGUCUCGAAGACCUUCUUUAUUAUUGUGAGGGGAAGUUUUCGCUGAAAUCGGUUUUGAUGUUGGCUGAUCAGAUGCUUACGAGGAUAGAGUAUUUACAUUCCAAGGGACUUCUGCAUAGAGAUAUCAAACCAGAUAACUUCCUUAUGGGUCUUGGGAAGAAAGCAAAUCAGGUUUGUAUGAUUGAUUUUGGACUUUCAAAAGGAUAUAGAGAUCCUAUCAGUUACAAGCACAUUCCAUACAGAGAGAACAAAAACUUAACAGGAACUGCACGUUACGCAAGUUGCAAUACUCAUAAAGGAAUUGAACAAAGUCGCAGAGAUGAUUUGGAGUCUCUAGGCUAUGUUCUUUUGUACUUUUUAAGAGGAAGCCUUCCUUGGCAGGGUCUACAAGCUGCCACGAGAACACAAAAAUAUGAAAAGAUUUGUAAAACGAAGUUAUCAAUUCGCACCGAGGUACUUUGCAAGUCAUAUCCUGUGGAGUUCGCUUCUUACUUUCAUUAUUGCCGCUCCUUGACAUUUGAUCAACGACCAGAUUAUGGAUAUUUGAGACGCCUGUUUCGUGAAUUGUUCACUUCUAAAGGAUAUGAUGCUGACUAUUUAUUCGACUGGACGAUUUUAAAAUAUCAGGAGAUACAACAAAUAAAGGAACGAAAUGAAUCCAUUGCUCCAGUUGCUUUACCUACCACUCAUGAACCGGUGGAUACCGACGAGCAAAUAGAAGUCAAUGAUUGUACACAAACUGCUGUCGCAAAACCAAUAGUCUAUUGCGAUCGUCCACGUGUUUGUAUGAACCUCAGGGUAGCUAAUAUUGAAUGUCUUGAUGAUGAGAUUGAAACGGAGAAACAGAAUGUGAAUACUGGUUUACCUAUUUCAAAUGUUCCAAAACCAGAAAGGACUGUAGAAGCCUCAAAUCCAGACGGCGUGUUAGCGAGUAAAUGUGGUGCUUCCGGUGAUAUUAUUCCUUCACUACGACGAGUUUCAUCCUUCAAUUAGAAGGUAAAGGACCACUUAGAAUUUAAAGUUGCACCGAGUAAGUUAGUCAACCUAAUUUGGCUCGCUUUUUUAGUCUGCGGAGAAAAUGUGAGUCGUUUGGGAUGGAUUAACUCGUGAGCUACAACCUAUAUUGACAUCGCGGUAGAAUACAUUGUUUUGUUGCUUACUUGGUUUGCUUCCCAGUGUUUGGUACAGAAACUUGAACUGUUCAAGAUGAAGAAAUUUGUCUUGGCUUUGCUGUGAAGCUUCAUUGAGGUUGAAAAUUCUAUUAUAACAAAAAAGCAUGAUCUGAAGUUGAUCAUAGCAUUUUGACCCAUUUUCAGAGAGAUCUUGUUUGAGAGGUCUAAAUGCACUACUGAUGGUGUAGAAGAAACUCGAGGAAGAGUUGAAGACUGAUCUCGCGAUGUUAUGUUGCGCCAUUUCCAAUGGAACUGCUGCUGAUUUGGAAUCGAAGGACAGUUAACUAUCCUUAAAAAAGCAGCAGGAAAAAAACCGAAGGCCGAGGCAUUAGUUUCUUUUACUUAUAAUUUGAAUUCAAACCUUGUUAGAUAUAGCAGUUACUACACUGCUUGGGUUUAAUUUUCCUAUACAUUCUAGUAUCAGCUAUAAAUAGGGCUGAAUUUCUCACACUAAUGUACAUUUUCUUUGAGUCUUAUAAUGUAUGUAGAAUAUUUUUCCUCA